This is a messenger RNA of Phasianus colchicus (ring-necked pheasant), 3380 nucleotides long. NCBI's taxonomy places the organism in Eukaryota, Metazoa, Chordata, Aves, Galliformes, Phasianidae. The record is from RefSeq and is a predicted model, not a curated record.
UAACGAAAUAAAGAUAUAUAUUUUUUAAAAAGCCAACAGCAAAACUACAUCUCACUGCUGCUUGGAAGUGCUCUUGGUUUCUAAUGGCUGGUGGGGAAGGACUGCGUGGUUUCCAGAAUGACUCCUCCUGCUGUCUCCUUUUUGUCUUUGUUUCAACGUGUUUCUCUGAACAGUCAGAAGGUCAGUUUGAAAGAUCGUGUCUUCUCCAGUCCCCGCGGUGCUGGCACCAAAGGGAAAGGCUCUCCACAGGCUCAGGGCAUCCGGAGGUCCCCCAGUGCUGACCAGAGCAUCGAGGACAGCCCCAGCAAGGUGCCCAAGAGCUGGAGUUUUGGAGACCGCAGCAGAGCCCGGCAGGCUUUCCGCAUCAAGGGAGCUGCAUCGCGGCAGAACUCCGAAGAAGCAAGCCUGCCUGGAGAAGACAUUCCCGAUGAGAAUAAAAGCUGCAACUGUGAGUUUGUGACGGAAGAUUUAACACCAGGACUGAAAGUCAGCAUCAGGGCAGUGUGCAUUAUGCGAUUUCUCGUCUCCAAACGCAAGUUUAAGGAGAGCCUUCGGCCCUACGACGUGAUGGACGUCAUUGAGCAGUACUCAGCUGGCCACCUGGACAUGCUCUCCCGGAUUAAAAACCUCCAAUCCAGGCAAGAGACUCCUCUGCUUGCUUCACUUUGCCCCUGCUUUUUGUUCAUCACACAGAUGUUGCCACGUGAGACACUUUCCCUUGCAGCUACACCUUAAUCUUUUUCCUCCUUAAGAGAAAGUUCAGAGGAAGCAUCGUUGCAUAUGGCUGGGACCCAUGGGGAUGAUCAGGAUGGAGCACAUGCAGAGCAAGCACUGGGGUUGUGCCAUUAAAUCUGCCUCUUGUCCACCUCAGGACAGCUUUGACAGCUCUGAAUUAGAUUUCUCUCUUUCCCCACACACAAAAUCCAUGUCAUCUACAGCUCACCUCCCUGCAGGUAUUUCUUUAGGAGUUUCAUCCAUUUGAGCCUUCCAUGGCCCCUGUGCCCCAGGCCAAUGAUCAGACCCCUAUCCCAGGCAGCUCUGUUGGCUCAGCAGAAGUGGUCACAGCUCUGCUGAACACAAGGACACCCAGAGCAGGAGGCUGGGUUUGGCCUUGGGCUGUCUGUGGUCAGAGUCAUUUACCAUUUAUUUUAACAGUUGGAUAAUGAAAGUGUUUCCCUUGUUGACUGUAGCAGCCCAGCUUCUGCUGGAAGCCACUUGGGGAAAUUUUCCUUUAAUUUCCAGCCCAUUUUGGUAAUGAAAAUCUGCAAAAAAAAAAAAAAAAGUUUUUAGAUAAUGUAUGCAGGAAUGAAAUAGGAAAUCUGUCUUAUGUAAAACAGGAAUCUUUCUCAUCCUAAUCUCUCAAAGACCCUUUAACUCUGCUAUUUCUGAUGCUCACACAGUGGAGUUAACUUUCUCAGUGUUGCUGCAUGCUGUGCAUUUCCUAUUUCCAGCUCUACUGUCAGAAGGUAAUUUCUCCCUUGCAGUUAAAACUAAAAUAUCCCAGAGAAUUUCCUCUCUCUGAGCCUCUCACCCCCACUCAGUACAAAUUCAGUGAUUAUGAAUCUGAGAUGCACAGCUGAAUCUGGAGGGGGAAGAGGAGGAGGAAGGGAUUGAUAUUUCCCAAUCUGCAUAAGCUGGAACAUGAAACCUCCGGGCUGCCUCUGCAGUGGGGGGUGAGCCAUUGGGUUGGCAUCUCUACUGGCUCCAGGUGGGACACCUGAGUGCUCAGCCCCCAGAACAGUGCCAUCUGUCCCUACCAGUCCUGUUGGCAUUCCCCGAUGUGCUGCCAAGAUAAAGUUGUUGGUUGGUUGUUUUUUAGGGAGUAUGAGAUAAGGAACUGAAGCUUUUAAAGAUGAAACUGAAUUGUCCCCUUAACUGCACUAGUGGGACAGUGAGGCUGCAGUCCCUAGGACUGCCAUCCACCCCACUGCAGGGAAGUCAGGAGGACCAGAAUCUUCUUUAAAGCCACGUGUGAAGAAUCUGGAUUUGGGAUCUACUUCUGAUGAGUAGCUUCACUGGUUUCCCUGUCCCCACCAACUAGAUCAGUGAUAGAGAUGGCAGCAGAGCCCCUUAGGACACCAAGAGAUGCCCUAUCUAUGACCUGCCCAGUCCAACUGGAAGGGACGCCCCGUAGCCAGGGCAUGUGCCUUGGUUGCCAUGGCCAAUGCUGGGACGUAAGCUGGAGCUAGGAAUGCAAUGUAGGUGGAGCCCAGUGAGGCUGUCCUGGGUUGGCUUGGAGAACUUAUAUUUUUGUUCUCCUGUCCUGCAAAAUGCUGUGCUGUCCUGCCUGCUCAGCUCCAUGGGUCUGUCUGUGUUGUCCCACAGCCAGGGCUGGGGAUUAAAGCACAUUCAGGCACUUCUCUGGGGGGUUUACCUGCACUUUCCUCUUUAAUCACAAAUGUCUCUGUCACUGUGUAGUGUCUGUAACGUGCUCUUUUCAAUGUUGUGUUCAUGCUGUCUCGUGUCUCAUCCCUUGCCAACCACGGAUGUCCCCCAUUCAUUGAGUUCCACAGUCCCACAGUGUAUCUCACUGACUCCAACAGCUCGUGUAUUUCUGAGCUAGCUGAGGGUGCAUCAUCUGGCAGUGUAACUGAAAGGAGAAUGAAUGUAUGUUGUUUCAUGUCCAACCGUCUCGAUGGAAUAGUGCUGCAAAUAUAUUCCAGAGGGUAAAGCAUGUUAUCUGUUAAAUCUGGGGUGGCUGGGGGGUGGGGGUUAUUCUCCUAAACAGCAGUGGUGCCAAAAUCUCCAAAUCUUACCCCAGGGUGGGUAAGGUUUCACCGACAACCAGGCGGUAGGAGAGAAACUUCUGUUUCUAGCGGAAUAUAUUUUCAAUUUCUCUCUCUUUCUAUUGUUCUGUUUUUCAGUUGUUUCUUUCUGCAACUUUCUGACCAACUUUUUUCUACGUGUUGCUUCAUUAUGCAUUUUGCUGGUGUCUUUUUUCUUAUUUACUUUGCCAGGAUAGAUAUGAUUGUGGGUCCCCCGCCCCCUUCAACUCCCCGGCAUAAGAAGUAUCCAACCAAAGGACCCAUGUAUUCUUCCAAAGAAUCUCCCCAAUACUCGCCUAGGUUAGGAUUCACCAAAAUGCCGCUUUCUCUGGAUUUUUCAUUUGCUUAAUGUCAAACCCCUUUCAUGCCAGUUAUAUGACGGCAUUUAUCACUUAGCAGCUUGCUAAAUCGUGACUCAGAAUGGCUUGCUACUCUGGGUAUGAUCUGAUUUACUUGCAGUAAUGAGCUUUCACACUUGGCAAGCCAAAGGAAAAAAAAAAAAGGACAUUCCUACCAUCAUUGAUAACCAUCAGUUUCUUCAGCUAGUCUAUUGUCAGUCUUCUCCCAGUACAAGAAAGACAGGGAGCUGUUAGAGAGGGUCCAGAGGAGGGCCAC